This is a messenger RNA of Salpingoeca rosetta, 924 nucleotides long. RefSeq lists its product as uncharacterized. The transcript has 5 exons. The record is from RefSeq and is a predicted model, not a curated record. Gene Ontology annotation, cellular component: signal recognition particle, endoplasmic reticulum targeting. Gene Ontology annotation, molecular function: 7S RNA binding. Bases 96 to 566 code for a protein of 156 amino acids. NCBI's taxonomy places the organism in Eukaryota, Choanoflagellata, Craspedida, Salpingoecidae. Gene Ontology annotation, biological process: SRP-dependent cotranslational protein targeting to membrane; SRP-dependent cotranslational protein targeting to membrane, signal sequence recognition.
CGCCACCAAUCCAAAAGAAGCACGACCAGCUCAGAGGAUGUGGUUCGACACCAUAAACUGUAGUCCAAUAUCUGCUGGUGGUGUGUGAGAGAACGAUGGCGCAUCAGACGACCGACCCAACAAACCCUGAGCGAUGGGUGGUGGUGUACCCGGCAUACAUCGACUCUGAGAAGACCAUUGCACAAGGCCGUCGCAUUCCAAAGGAGAAGGCCGUUGACAAGCCAGACAUCCGCGACAUUAUCCGUGCAGUGUCGUCCGAUGACUUUCAGUUGCCAGCCAAAGUGGAGAACAAAGCGUACUGCCGUGACUACUUGACGCGCGGCCGUCUCCGCGCACAGCUCAAGAACGCAGAUGGCUCCUUGGUGAACCCCGAGUUUCCAGAUCGCAAGGCGUUGUACUGCUACUUGGCAGACAAGAUCAAGCACUCUGAGGAGCGCAAGCUGCAGAAAGAGAAGGAAGCGAGGGAAGAGGCAAAGGCAAAGGCGAAAGCAGCAAGCAAGGCGAGCAAAGCCGCAGAGCCGAGACACGAUAAGCGGCAGGGGCGACGCGGCCGCAAGAAGAGAUAAACUGCACAUGCACGGUGUCAAGGUCUUGUUACAAAUACGCCUCUGUGUACAUGUGUGUGUGUACGCGCAUGUGUGUCUGUGUGUCUGUAGGAGAAUGUGUCGGUGUCGAUGCAUGUGUACACACAUUCCCCCUCUCCCUCCCCCCUCUCGCUGUCGCUCUGUGUGUGUGUGUGCGUCCACCUGAUCGCUGAUUCUUCAAAGUUGCCUCACACACCCCCGCCAUGUGUUGGGCUGCUUGAUUCGCUGUUGUGGUUCAAUACAAGAUGAUGACAACCAAUAAUCGAUUGCCGCCUCCUUCCCCCUUCAAACUCUUCCAUGACGGUACAGCCGCCCUCACAGCAACACCAUAAGCACACGG